AUGUGGUUGUUCGUUCCAAUAUUUGGUACUGUUGGAUAUUCAAACUUGGCGCCAUCAACCUAUUGUGGAAGAACUAUUUGUGCUUUAAGUGGUGUAUUUGGUGUCUUUUCAAUGUCAUUUUUUAUUGCCAUAGCUACAGGAAAAUUAAUACUAACCCCAUGGGAAAACUAUGUGCAUACUUUUGUUUUAAAUACUGAAUUAGCCAAAGAACAUAAACAUCAAGCAGCAAAUGUUAUAAAAUUUGCAUGGAAAACAUGGUUUUGGAAAGCGAAAAAGACACCAUUAUCAUCUAUGCGAUAUCUUCAAAUGGAAAGAAAAUUACAUAGAUCCAUAGGUAUUAUUCAUGAAAUUAAACAAAAGCAACGAUGUCUAAAUGGCAGUACUAUUGGUCUACCUGAAAUACAGAUUAUAGAACGUAGCACAAGUAUGAAUACAGAGGAAAAAAUACGAAAAAUGGCAACAUUAGAAUCGAAAAUGGAUGAAAUAGAAGGACAAGUUGUCAAUCUGGAUUAUGCAUUGAAUGGGACACAAAAUGUAUUGUAUUUUUCUUUAUAA
Rotaria sordida is the source of this 555-nucleotide messenger RNA. NCBI's taxonomy places the organism in Eukaryota, Metazoa, Rotifera, Eurotatoria, Philodinida, Philodinidae. The record is from the annotation of a GenBank genome assembly.